GCACUGUUGUUGGAUUUUCCCAGCAUUCUUUGCUUUCAUUUCUAAUAUAAUUGCUUCCAUUUACCUUUUGUCUUCAGAUUGGUUUGGGAGGUAUUAGGGAGGUGGAGCCAUAUCAACUGAAUUGAUGGUCCAAUUUUCCUGAAAAUUUUUAGAAACGUUUCAUUCUAAUAUGCAAAUCUCCCUGCAAAACUUUGGAAAAAGGAACAGGAUUUAUUAAGCUUCAAAAUGGGCUCCUGCAUGAACAUGCAUACAGAAAUAAUCCCCGACUUGUUUUUGUAUUUUAUGACGUUUUGAGAUCUCCCUAAUCCAAAAAUGUAAAAUCUUUGGUGUCUUUUUUUGAUUGAUUACUUUCCUUAGAGGAAAUUCCCAUGGAUUUGCACAUUGAAAGCCGUCAGGAUGCUUGCAUCUUUUCGGUGGGUUUUACCGCCGCACAGAUACUGGGAAUACUUUGCAUCGCCCUAGCUGCCACUUGGACAGGGAGUUAUUUAGGUGGUUUUGCAUGGCAGAGUAAUCCACCACUACAAUUUAAUUAUCAUCCAUUGUUCAUGGUAAUUGGAAUGGUUUUCUUUUAUGGAGAUGCUAUAAUGGUGUAUCGCGUGUUACGAAACGAGCGAAAGAAGCUACUGAAACUAAUUCACGGAGGUCUGCAGGCUCUGGCAUUCGUCUUUACGGUAGUUGCAUUGAAAGCCGUGUUCGAUUCUCACAAUCUGGUGAAAAAACCCAUUCCCAAUAUGUAUUCUCUGCACAGUUGGCUCGGAUUAGCCACCGUCCUAUUGUUUUGUCUACAGUUUGUUUGCGGAUUUGUGGCUUUUCUCUUUCCCGGAUUAGUACAAAUAUGGCGAAGUCGUUACUUGCCUCUUCACGUGUUCUUCGGUCUGGCCAUAUUUGUUAUGGCCAUCGCUACCUGUCUGGCUGGAAUUACCGAAAAACUGGUUUUUAAAUUGGGCGUCGGUUAUUCUUCGCUUCCGGCGGAAGGGGUCAUCGCCAAUUUAUUGGGAGCUUCGCUAGUGGUUUUGGGGAUCCUGGUGGUUUAUCUGGUGUCGUCUCCCCGUUUCCGUCGCCAACCUCUUCCGGAAGAAGACGUGCUUCGACUGGAACCUCAUUCCCCCGUCAACUGAUUGAUCGUCGGCAAGAAAACCUCGCAUUAACGUCUCACGACGCCAUUUCGCUUUUAUGUCGAGUCGAAUAACGGAUUUCUAAAGAUUUACGAAAUUUCAGAAACGGUAAUCGAGUUUUAUUCUCUAAAACAAUCUAAAAUUUCUUUUCGGCCUUCUCCUUACCCGCGUAAGGAAGGCCGAAAAGAAGUUCCAAAACACCCCUCGAAGUUUUACGCUAACGAGAUUUAAAAGUAAGCAUUUCCGUUGAGUAGUCACAAUGUUAAUUGUCGUUCACUAUUAUUCGUAACCUAUUGUUUCCGGAUAACGUUUUCCAGUUCCUACUACGAAAUAACGCAACCUAGUCUUUAUUAUUUAUUCUAGUCGACACUUUGGACUAAAAUGCCAGAAUGUUAAUUAAGUUUUAAAAGUUUUCGCGAGAUGUUACAUAUUCGUGCGCUUUUGUUACGCGUAUCUGUAUAUUCGUAAUAACGAAAACCUUACUACGCUUCAUUCUUCGGAGUACAAAUUAAAUGGGUGUAAAAAAAAAAAAAAAAUAUUGUACGAAACCCAGUGUGAGUGCUAACGUUUGUAAUUAUACUACUUUACUAGAAUAAAAAAACAGCCCUUCGACUGCAA
Centruroides sculpturatus (bark scorpion) is the source of this 1733-nucleotide messenger RNA. Its product is annotated as cytochrome b561-like. Lineage: Eukaryota; Metazoa; Arthropoda; Arachnida; Scorpiones; Buthidae. The record is from RefSeq and is a predicted model, not a curated record. The transcript is spliced from 5 exons. The coding region runs from base 369 to 1118 and encodes 249 amino acids. Gene Ontology annotation, molecular function: oxidoreductase activity.